Babesia microti strain RI is the source of this 900-nucleotide messenger RNA. RefSeq lists its product as hypothetical. The record is from RefSeq and is a predicted model, not a curated record. The transcript has 3 exons. Lineage: Eukaryota; Apicomplexa; Aconoidasida; Piroplasmida; Babesiidae. The coding region runs from base 1 to 900 and encodes 299 amino acids.
AUGCCUUCGGAUAUAAUUCGCAGAGAUUGGUUAUCUUUUGGAGUAUUUAUAUCAAUUGCAUCUCUGCUAUGGUAUGUAACAUCACAAAAGAAGGCGAAAUGUGAAGUAAAGUAUAAGUGGACAGAUAAAGAGGAAGAUAAUACUCCCAUUUGCACUGUCAUAAAAUAUAUCGAUAAAAUCAAACACAUUGUUUUAAAUGUCCCAUCUUUGACUUCUGACAAUGUCAUAUCGAUUCUCAGUGAAAUAGCAGUGGAACACUUUAACAUAUAUUAUGAUUGUUUUUUAUUGAUGACUAAACUCAAACAUACUGCCAAUGAAGAGGAUAUAUUGAAACAGAUGGAGAAUUUGUUCAAUGAUAAAUCAUUCCAAUCCCAAUUUAUUGCAGCAAAGAUUAAGAUUUUAGAAAAAUAUGAAACAGAUUUAGACACUUUUGAAUCGUGCUUGAUUAAUUAUUUGGAGAAUCCAGACAUAUUAUUCUAUACAGAAGGAAUUGAAGCGAUGCAGGAAGAUGUAUUGAAUAACUUACCUCCAUUGAUGCCAGGAGCUAAAUUGGAUAUCAAUUUACAGGGGGAGAGGCCAAUGAUUUUGUGGAAUAAAUAUUUAGAACUGAAAGAAUUUUAUGCAAAACAAAAUGCUGGAUUGCUUAAACCCGAUGUGGAUUUUGAUUUUUACAAAAUAUUAAACGAAGCUCACAUUAUCGCUGAAAAAGCAUUUUUAAAAAAAUUUGAAGUGCCAUCAAUGCAUCAUCUAAAACAUUCUAUUUGUCUAUGCCUUAGAUUUAAACCAGAAUCUAUUCAUGAACUGCAAGUUAUGAACAAAGUUCAUUUGGAUAAGAUGAGUAAUAUAGCCAGAUAUGUUAUUGACUUUAAUUAUUCUAAUGAAAAGUUUGAGCAAUUUUAG